AUGGUCGAGUUCAUACCUCCUCCAGAGCCGCGAGACCUGCUGCCUCCGUUACUGGCCUGCUUGCCCACGGCUUUUGUCUCGACUCGUCCUCCCCCCGCACUUCUCCCCCUCCUGUCCCCCAUCCUGCGCCAGCGCGUCCAGAUCUUCAGCUCCGUCUCGGACACGCCCUCUGAUUCCUGGAUCCGCUUACUCUGCUGGGGAGAUGUCAAGGCCGACCAUGUGUCGCGCAUCCUCGAUGGCAUGGUCUUCGAACCGCACCCUGUUUCGGGAGAGAUCGAGGUGCCGGAGGAUCUGUCCGUGACUUACAAGCGUGUCGACGAGGAGACACUGCACUCGAAGAUCACCCUUCCGGAAUACCAGAUCAGUCUGUUGUACCUUUGGUGCUCGAAUGACCCGGACGGCGCUGGUCCUGGCUGGCGCAUUGCGGAGCUGCAGCCCCGCGAAAACGCUGAUGACACCCCGACCUGGGCAGACACGAUAGGAGAUGCGAAUGACCGGUCAAGGGAGCAGAUCAUCGACGAAGCAUUGAAGGCUGCAGAAAGUCACCCCGGCGCUGCUGUACAAGACCUGCGUGAGGAACAAGAGGACGACGACGACGAUUACUGGGCACAGUACGACAACACACCGGGAAGGACUCCAUCCAUCAAGACACCUGCUCCUCGCAGCAUGGUUCCGCCCCCAGUCGUGUCUGAGGACUUGUACUUUUCUCGCUACGCAGACGUGCAGCCUGCAAUGGACAACCACGAUCCAGAGGAGGAGGUUGAUGAGCCCGGUACAUCGACUAUCAACGGGGAUCUAUUUGCAAAUAUCCUACAACAACACAGUAGAGCGCGGGACAUCCAAGACUUUACUGCACUCGCCGAGCCUGAGCAUGAUCCGGAGCACGCCGAAGCUCUGAGCCAUCCUCGACCGUCGUCUGCUUCGUCGGGCUCGGCUGUAGCUAAGCUGGAACUGGAAGCGGAGAGUCAAUCGGCGUCGGAGGUCGCCAUCAAACAGCAUAUUGGCACCAGCAUCAAGAGCCUUUACCGGCUGGCGAAGACGAGCGGGAUGGCGCGACAGGAGUUCCAGCGCCUGAUCCGCAACGAGAUCGAGCUCCUCAGUUUGUCGGAUGAUGAAUGA
Molecule: messenger RNA, 1119 nt
Organism: Talaromyces proteolyticus
Lineage: Eukaryota; Fungi; Ascomycota; Eurotiomycetes; Eurotiales; Trichocomaceae
Exons: 1
Coding region: 1-1119 (372 amino acids)
Source: RefSeq, a predicted model, not a curated record